AUGGAAUACUACAUGGACCGCGGACUACUUCAAAUGCCAAGUUCAUCACUUCAGCUGCUGCUUUCAACCUGCGCGCAGCGACAUCGACAACUGUAUGCUGCCGCCCCGACUACAGCAGCCGAGCUCCAGCACUUCCGUCUUGACACCAACAGCCGGAUGCAAGGCUUCAACACACAAGCGCUCAAGCACGACUCCACUCGACACGAAGCUCCAUCAGGCCUCUUCAAUCAAACGUCGCCGUUUCAAACUUUCAAGCUCCAGGACAACGACUGUGGAUGGACCGCUCGACUGCUGCGCGAUGAACCGCUACUUGAUGAAGCCGACACUCCUGCACGACUUCAUGAGCUACCUACAAAGCGCCUACACGCCAUUCUCAAGUUUAUGGACCACUACUUGGGCCGCCGCGAGCCGUUCGGUCGACAAGUCCACCAUUUCCGACAAGACCAUGCUGCCGCCCUGACGCGAAGUGCCAACUUCGACUUCGAUUUCAAGAAGGCCAUCGCACGACGCGCCAACCUUCGUCCCUACCGCGACAAGCCAGCUAGUGCCCCUAGCCAACGCCGAGACGUUAUUCAAGAAGGCAGCUGGGUGGUGAAAGACACCUCCACGAUCCGGGUUAGUCUCGAUGGAGGUUCACAGGAUCGAAGCCUCGACUCGCUGCACCGGCUCGAACUCUCCGUCUCUGCCGGCGGCCGCGCGUCCCAUCAACUCGAAACCGGCAUGUACUUCGCGCCGACGAACCGCGGCUCGAACAUCGACGGGCUGCGGCAGAUGCCGUUGAAUGAGAUUGAUGACAUUAGCUACGAUCGCCUCGGCUGGUACCGGCGGGACGCCGACCCGAAAUUCCGGGCCUACAACGGCCUCGUGCGGUUCCAGCGCGUGCACGCCGUGCAGACGACCGACUGCAAGAAUCAGAAGUUCAACAGCUUCCUGGACGCCGCGCACUAUGCUGGAAGGGUUGAUGCUAAUAUCACUCCCAACUUCACACUCCCCCGUACGCUCGAGCAAAUCCACCCCUGGAUCCGGAAAGCCUAUUUCUACGACUGGAAAAAGCCGGGCAGCUCCUCGCGUACCGUGGUUGUCAGCCACACAGAGGGCACGAAUCUCAAGAUAUGGUUGAAAGCCGUCGGAAAUAAGGAAAACCCGAUCCGGUUCUACCAGAAUUCCUCGGCAGUCGCAGAUUUCACCGGAACAAUCGUCGUAGAUGCCAAGAGCAAUCGCUAUUUCAACGUCACCUUCAUCGAGGCGUCCGGCAAAAUCAACGGCGAAGUGAAGGACGGGCAAGAUGUGGAUGAUCUUUAUGUCAUGGGCUUCACGACCUACAUCAACGAGCUCAACCCAGUCAACAAGACGCUGACGAUCCCGCUUCCUGCGAUCGUUGGGCCUGGAACUCGCAUGAUUUGUGUCCGCCCCGAUGAGUCUCCGGAAGAGAAGCGAAUCUGCCAUCUUGUCACCUACCACGAGACCCCGAUUGAGAUGAACAUGGAGCGGAACAGCUGGCUGGAUUUUAGCGGCGAUUGCCCCAGCUGCAACCAAGUGAAGCUGUCGAACAUGCUCAAAAGGCUCAACCCGCUCUCCCUGUUCGACGGCGUCAAGGAUUUGGGCGACACUGUGAUGAUGCUCAGCAGCGUGCUCAUCUACAUCCUCGGCCUGCUCCUCGCCUACCAGGUCAUCACACGCGUCAUCAUCCCGUGCUUCGAGUGCUGCGUAUGUAUUUCCAAGGCCGUCACCGAAUGUCUGAGCUGUUGUCUUGGGUUUCUUUGCCAUAGCCCUGGGGAGGUUGUGGAGAAGGAAUCUAUAAAAAAGGAAAAGCCGGAAACUGUCGAGUUGCUGAAGCCGGGCUGGUGCUUCCGCGCGCUGCCCACGCGCGACGCCAAAGAUGUGAAACGCCAGGAGACGCACUACCACAUCGAGAGCCUCACCGUCACCGAUCCCAAGCAGCUCCCGUCGAUGCUCGCCUGUGCAUGCGCCGAGUGUACCCAUAAGCCGAAACAUGCCAAAUCGCCACCCCCGCGAUACGGCAGCCCCGAGAAUGGCAUCGACAUC
Molecule: messenger RNA, 2046 nt
Organism: Mesorhabditis spiculigera
Lineage: Eukaryota; Metazoa; Nematoda; Chromadorea; Rhabditida; Rhabditidae
Source: the annotation of a GenBank genome assembly